Neoarius graeffei (lesser salmon catfish) is the source of this 5091-nucleotide messenger RNA. Its product is annotated as desmoglein-2.1-like. Gene Ontology annotation, cellular component: plasma membrane; desmosome. The coding region runs from base 128 to 3499 and encodes 1123 amino acids. Gene Ontology annotation, molecular function: calcium ion binding. Lineage: Eukaryota; Metazoa; Chordata; Actinopteri; Siluriformes; Ariidae. The transcript has 14 exons. The record is from RefSeq and is a predicted model, not a curated record. Gene Ontology annotation, biological process: homophilic cell-cell adhesion.
GUGCUGACUUCCUUCUAUAUCCUGUAAUCGCGAAGGUACCUGUGGUGGACACGUUGAACUAUCCAGAUACAAACAGCAACGUUUUCAACACCGAGUGCUGGACUGGAAUCGAGCUUGCGCUCCGGAAAUGGGCCAGCCAUGGCGUUCAGUGCCACUUCUCUGCCUGUUUUGUUUCAUUAUAUGGUGUGUGUUUGAAGCUGGAGCCAAAGCAGACCACUCUGUAUCCCUCCAAAGGCACAGGAGAGAAUGGAUCAUCCCUCCACAAAUUUUGGAGGAGAAUGUAGACUACACUAAAAAGCCCUUUAUUGCCAGGAUUAUGUCAGACGAGGCGGUUGAACAUAAGGGUGUAAUAAGAUAUUCCUUAAAGGGCAUCGGUGCAGACAAGCCACCCUAUAACUUGUUCGUUGUGAACCCUUCUACUGGCGAAGUUAAAGUAACUGGGAUCCUGGACCGAGAGGAAAUUUCCCAGUACAAUCUCUCUGGAGUUGCUGUGCACGCUGAUACAUCAAUGGCAGAGAGUGACAUUCAGCUAACAAUAAAGGUGAAAGAUCAGAAUGACAAUCCUCCCAUUUUCUUACCCAUCGGCACAGGAUCUGUGUAUGAGCUCAGCAAGAGAGGUACGACUGUAAUGAAAGUAACAGCAACAGAUGCUGAUGAACCUGGGAAUAUCAACUCUCAGAUCUCCUAUAAGAUUGUUGAUCAGAACCCUCCAGGAGAGAUGAUGUUUGAUAUCAAUCAGAAUGGAGAAGUGAUUGUUAGUAAUGAAAACUUGGACCGAGAGAAAGUUGACCAGUAUAAGCUUACUGUAAGAGCCUCAGACCUCAAUGGGAAUUACAGUUGCAACACAGCGACAACAACAUUAACUAUUCAGAUCAAGGAUGUCAAUGAUAACAUCCCAGUACUGGAGCAAGACUCAUUUGAAGUCAGUGUUGAGGAGAACACAGAGAAUGUGGAGGUGAUGAGAUUGAAACCCACUGAUCUGGACUUGCCAAACACUGAAAACUGGCAGGCUGUGUACACCAUUGUGUCAGGCAAUGGGGGUGGGCAUUUUGAUAUUGUCACUGAUCCAAAGACCAACGAGGGAAUCCUGAUGCUUGUCAAGAGUGUAGAUUAUGAGCAAGUAAAACUCAUGAAACUGGGCAUCAUUGUAAGCAAUGUGGCUCAGUUCUACCCAGGACAUAAGCCUUCAGGGAUACCUGGAUCUACAGGAAUGUCUGUUGGUGGUGGUGGUGGUGGUGGAGGAGGCGGAGGAUCUGCAGGAAUGUCGGGUGGUGGUGGUGGUGGUGGCAAAGUCUACACUAUGAAUGUUAAUGUAAAGAAUCAGCCUGAAGGCCCGGCCUUCAAUCCCAAAGUGAAGCAAAUUCCGGUUUCUGAAAAUGGAAAGAUGGUUGAUAUAAAAAAGGCCCUCACAACAUACACCGCUAUCGAUCCAGAUACAGGAUUACCUGCUCAUGGAGUCAAAUAUGUUAAAGGCUCUGACCGAGAUAACUGGCUAUCCAUUGACGAGAAAACUGCUGAAAUCAAACUGAACAAAAUCCCAGAUCGAGAGUCUCCAUACCUGGUCAAUGGGACUUACAUGGCAGAAAUCCUCUGUAUUAGUCAAGAUAUGCCCUUUAAGACAGCGACAGGCACUGUCGCCAUCCAGGUGGAGGACUUUAAUGACCACUGCCCUACUCUACCUGAUCCCACACAGACGAUGUGCACCACUCAGGAAGUUUUGUAUGUCACUGCAGUGGACGACGAUGAUUUUCCAAAUGCAUAUCCCUUAACAUUCAUUGUCCUGCUUGAAGGGACAGAUGGAAUUUGGAGUGUGGAGCACUUAAAUGAUACAACAGCCAUGUUGAAGCCCCAAGAUGCACCUUGGCCAGGCCCUCUUCAGGUGACUCUGGAAGUUCGUGAUCAGCAGGGGAUUUCGUGUCCAGAUAAGCAGGUGCUAAAGGUGACUGUCUGCACAUGUGAUGAAUCAGCAACAUGUGGCACCAUUGUGGCUCAAGGAAAGAGCUCGGAACUUGGCAGCGCCGGAAUUGGUUUGCUUGUCCUGGGACUCCUCAUGCUAUUACUUAUUCCACUCCUACUGCUGCUCUGUCAGUGUGGAGCGGCUGCCAUGAGCGGACCCUUCACUGAGAUGCCUUUUGACACUAAAGAGCAUCUGAUUUCCUACUAUACAGAAGGUCAGGGAGAAGACUGGGAUGUGCCCUUCCUGAGUAAAAUUGCUGGUCCUAGAAUGAUGCCAGGUGGCUUUUGGGCCAUCGACAGUGCAGCGAGUGGAGUUGCUGCCCUUGGAGCUGCAGGAGAUGCUGGUUACAUCAUCAAUGGAGGUCAAACCAGAAAUCAGAUUGAAAUGGCUUCUAUGAGUCACGGAAUGAACGGAUAUCUUGGGAUGAUGAGGGAGGAGUUUUCCACGUAUGACAGUGGACUGGGCCUUUCAGAAGACUUCUUCAACCAUUACUACUCACAUAAAACUCAGGACUUAUGCACCACAGCUGAAGAGAAUUUGCUGCUGUUUAGUUUAGAAAGUCAGGGAUCACCUGCUGGCUCUGUCGGUUGCUGCAGCAUCCUGGGAUCUGAUAAUGAUCUGGAGUUCCUUAAUGAUUUGGAGUCAAAGUUCACUACUCUAGCUGAGAUAUGUGGUGGAGGCACAAAGUUCACAAUGGCUGCUGCCUCCCUUCCUCCUCCAAAACCCAUCAUGGAUCACUCUGAGUCAGUUUCCAUGCACACCAGUUUUGCCAACACCAACACUGUCAACAUGGCCGCCGAAGUUGCUGCAUCCUCUACCAUGCACAGGGCGGAGAAUGUGGUAGUUAACGACACCCAUGUAGUAUCUGACGUGCAGCCAGCCCAGACUCUGAUCGAUGUGCCCACCCAGAUCCUGAUGGCGCAACAGCAGCCAAUGUACUACAUGGUGGAGCCUCAGGUUUCUAACACUGUGCUGUUGGCCGAGAGGCCCACCGUGGGAAUGACCCAGGGGAUGUGUGUGCUGAAUGGCGCUCCAGUGAACGAAAGAGUCCUGGUCCAGGGUGCUGUGCCAGCACAAGGCACGAUUGGUGGAGGAGACGGAGUGGUAUUGUUGGAAACAUAUGGAGAAUCCACCACAGCGCUGAACACAGACUUGCUCCAGUCAGCUCAUUUGUUGGGUUCACAGCUUUUGCUUGUUGAUACAGGUGCACAAGGUGGCCAGGUCCUCCAAGGAAUACUGCCGCAAGGGAACAUCUCUGGAUCUCAAGGCAUAGUGUUUGUGGAAGGUCAAGGAGGGUCUGCAAUUCAUGGAUCCCUCCAAAGAAGUGUUCCUGUGACCGGAGGCUCUCGGAGUAUGCAGUAUGUAGUAGAGAGGCAGGGAGGGACUUCAGGAAUCACUCAUGGAUCCCUGCAGAGGGCGGUAACAUCCACUGCCAUGUCCCAGAAUGGGACUAUUGGAUUGAACACAAGCACUGUACACGGACUUCCCAGCUCACAGAAGAUUGUUGUCAAAGAGAAGAAGGUUGUGAAAACCAAUCUGUAAAAUUGAUACAUUUUCCUCACACUGAACACAACACCAGUAGGCUGAGGUAAUAUCCUCAAUGCUUUUACUCAUAAAAUACAAGCAUUUUGACACACAAAGGUUCUUAUAUUCAUUAGUGCAUACACUGUACAUGUCUUGUCAUUCUUUCUAAAUUUACCUGUCUAUUGGGUCAUUGUGUAUUGUCUUGUCUUCUUUUUUUUAUUUAAAGUUGUUUUUAGGGUUACUGUGUUUCUUUGGUAUUCCUAAGCAAUUAAAAGUCUCUAGGGAUGGACUGCCAUGCUGUAGCCAUAGUAACCAAUUCCCUGCUUCACUUUAUGAACCAUCUUCUCCCUUUUCACUCAGGACUUAUGCACCACAGCUGAAGACAAUUUGCUGCUGUUUAGUUUAGUUUAGAAGGUCAGGGAUCACCUGCUGGCUCUGUCGGUUGCUGCAGCAUCCUAUCAUCUUGAUAGCAUUGAACACACCAAUCCCUGUACUCAAGGCCAUGUUCUAUCUCCACCCAUUCUUCUGACUCCCUGUAAUGGUAUUGGAUACAGAGAUGAUACCGGAUACCAAAUACAGUGACGUCAUGACUGUGCUUUAAACCCGUGGCGGAAUUGAAAUUCUUUCUCUCUGGCGGUGGGUUUCCACGCGUGAAAGAGACAUCAUGUAUCUGUGCUAAAGAAAAAGAACAGAGAACAAAGAACGAGCUAUUGAUACCGGACCUUUAGCCAAAGUUCAAUGUAUUUGAUCUUCGCAUAGUUGUAAUAAUAACUGAACCAGUUAGUUUCUGCAGCCCACGCAGUAUUUUAAAGAGAAAAGGCGACCGGAUCCCUUUUCCCUUUCUCAACGUCGACAAACUACAAACAAGAUUCCUUCCAGAUCAUCGGAUGACCGACGGGACACUGAAGAUCUUCAGCUGACGAGCUCUAAAAAUGAAAGGAACAGAACUGUUUUCUCCCUGGACCUGCACUCUGCGCUGUCUUCGGAUAACAGACGGCGCACUUCAGUCACCAAACGAGCGAUCUCAAGUGAGGCUGUCAUCUGGGCAAUUGUUAGUCUUAGUUGUGGCUAGUUAAUGUGAAGAGUGUUGUUUAUUUGAAUUCAUUUAUGGUUUAAAUGUACGCAUUUUGAUUCACAUGAAAGUCGGUCUUAGACCACGUGUUUGUUUGUUUGAUUUACUUUGUUGAGUAUCUGUAUUUAGUUAGAUCGUGCGCCUGCGCACGCUCUCUCUCUCCCUAGCUCCUUCUCAUCCCGUUAGUGUGCAGCUGCGCACAUGCACGCCUACACUCUCACACACACACUCUUACACACACACUCUCACACGCACACCUACUCAUACACUCUCACACAGACACACAAACACGUGAUUUCCCUCUCACAUUUUAACAUCCACUCGCCCCUACACUGUCACACUUGCAUAUAGCUUAUUACUUCUGAUCACCAUUAGUGCCUUAGUUAUCAUCAUAUAUACUACUGAUUCUUAUUUGUAUACAUUGUAUCACCAUUUAUAUUGAAUUAUUCCUUGGCUGCUAUUGUUGCUAUAUCUGAUCAGUAUUAGUUUGCUAAUUCAUGUCAGCUAUUUCAAUAAAUGGUAUCAUUGGAAUAAACUA